Messenger RNA from Mya arenaria, 18849 nucleotides. RefSeq lists its product as uncharacterized. The transcript has 10 exons. The coding region runs from base 180 to 14450 and encodes 4756 amino acids. Gene Ontology annotation, molecular function: ATP hydrolysis activity; ubiquitin-protein transferase activity. The record is from RefSeq and is a predicted model, not a curated record. NCBI's taxonomy places the organism in Eukaryota, Metazoa, Mollusca, Bivalvia, Myida, Myidae.
UGAAAGUUGAGAAAGCAAUCGCAUGCCCUGUAAUAUUUUAAAUCUGAAUGUUAGUUUAUUCUUUCAAAGAGGAGUUUCCUUCGCAGAACAAUUAUGACUUAAACAAAAAGUUCUCCGUGUGGUAACUGUUAGGCCGAUAGAAAGAAGUGUUGUAAGUUCCAUGGGAAUUGGCUGCAACAAUGGCGUCUGCAGGAGAGGUGAAGGGCGUUUACGUCGACCUGCAAUUAAUAGUUAAAAUCGAUCCAAUAAGGAGCAAAAAGGAAAAAAGAACUGAUUUGGAACUUAAACAAUGUGUAUAUUCAAUUGUAGAAGAAAAUAUUGUAGGACUUGAAAAUUACUUCAAAAAGACUCUUCACUUCCAUUGCGUACACCUUGCACAAAACAAGGUUUCUUCAAGUGAGAGGUUGAUAUUCGUCGUACAUGACUCUGGAGAAUUAGAAGACCUCAGAAAAAUAUGUUCACCUCAUGGCCACAAGCAAAAUGAAUUUUCAUUUUUUAUGACGCUCUUCUUUAAAGAGACUAAAUUACCAGUCAGAUGCCGUUUACCAGUCGAUACAACGAUAACAUUUUUGGUGGAAAUGAAAAAAAAUGAUUUAGAAAAGGCAAUGAACAAUUUGGAAGGUGCAAACACAAGAAAGAAAGACGAAUACAGAUCGGGUGUUGACAGUAACCCGCAAGGAGCAACUGUAUAUAAUCAAGAUGAAACCACUUCUGGCCAAUCAGAAGUGAGCACCGUCGCAUCAAAAAUAGCGCAUUAUGAACGGAUAAACCAGUCACUACCAGAUGAAGGCGUGUGUGUGAUAAAGGAAUUUGUGGUAUAUGUACCUGAUGAGGUUAAAUUACAAUCCGUUCGAAUAAAAAGCCACGAUAUAGAGGAAAUGAAUGUUGAAUUGCUUCCCUUAAGCACAAUCAAGGGUUUAUAUGCUGUGUCCAUGGUUCUUCCAGCCCAGCAUACAGAUGGAAAGUACAAAUACGUUCUAACACAACGUAAAGAUUAUAUCUUUCGUCUUGUUUCCAUUGACAACGUUAUUUCGAGUAAGGACUUUUAUAUCAAAGAGCAAAGAGUGCAGAGAGACAUUCUUGAUGAUAUAUUUCCUAUCGGUGAUACCAUACUUGUUCAUCUUAAAGAUAUUCUUGUCAACGCGUCAUCGUUCGAGAAUAUACAGGACGUCUGUAUGCAAGCGGAACAACUUUGUUUUUCCUGUCCAAUCGCAAACGUAGGGGAUAUUGUGAAAAGUUUGAUACAGGACAUUCACUAUUAUGACUCUGACACGCUUGCAAUUGCUGCUUUAGCUAUAGGAAUAUUGUACAAGAUAGCCUCGUCUUCAGUACUAUUUCACCUCAAACCUGACGACGCAGCGAAAUUGGCACAUGCGCUUACAUCAAAACAAUUAACAGUAUUCCCGACGUCAUGCACAGGUACUGUGCUGGAUUUUAGCAAAGGAUUGUAUAAGGUCAUUUAUGGAGAACAAUUUAGCAUUUGUUUAUAUAUUAGAAAAUGCUCACACUUUUUGGGAGAAAAAGGAGCCGUGGCAGUGUUUGAUGAUAAUCUGAAACAUCCUAGGAAGUCAGAGCCUCUUGCAUUAGAUGAUCAAGAUGAUGAAGCAAAGACAUUAUUUAACAUUUUAGUCUCUUCCAAUACUGAUGAGACAUGCCUUAUUGAAAAAUUGCUUCGACAUUUGCCUUUUAACUUAGCUUUACAGGCCUUUAAUCAGUACUGGCAUGUCUUAACAAACGAUCGGGGGCCUAAAGAGGCCAUAAAAACUAGGGUUCGCGCACAAAUAGCCUGUGUGAAGAAAUCAAAAGAUUUGAUAAAACUAUUUGAGUUAUCCGUGCAGAUUGAGAAUUUCGUAUGUCAAAGCGAUUGUAUCUUCGGUGAUGAAAUAGAAACUUCUGUCAUAGCUUGCAUAGAGAGAAAUGUUUCAACAACACAAACAAUAAAGCAGCAUUUGUUGAAUUUUUUAAAUAACUGUUCAUGCUUUCGAAGUGUUGACGCUCAGUGCAAACUGAUUGAGGCUGUGGCACAAUCUCCUACGGCUGAGUAUAGAGCACAAUUUCUUACACUUAUGACUGUGGAGAGAUUUGUACAGGCAUAUCAAACGAUUCCAGCCGCUAUAUACGUCACUUUGAUAGAACAGGAACUAAAACAUGCACCAAGAGCUACUAAUAAAGUGACGCUUGCUAUAACUACAGUAUAUGCUAUGUUAUCGAACGAUUUGGUUAUUGAACGACAAGAUGUGCACGAGAGCAUGGAGCAGCUUGUCAAGAAAGAACUAGAAGAAUACAGCAUUAAAGACAGCAUUAAAGCGAUAAGUUCGAUCGAGCAUAUGUUAGAACAAUAUGAAAUAUUAGACACCAUCUUCAGCUGCAAUUUUAAAGACAAACUUAAAAGUUUCUCAAAACAACCGUUGGAUAUUCUGCAAAUGUUUACCGAACAGAUGGAAUCGCACCAACUUGAUUCAAGAUUGCAGGCGAGGUUUGUUUGUCUGGUAAUCGAUCAUUUUUUUCAACAAAAACUGGACGACAAUCCAUAUGUAACCUUUAAACACAUACUCAAAAGCUCGAGGUUUUGGGAAAAUAUAGAUAAAGUGAGUGGUAACAUGGCUGAAAUUGUUCAAAGCAAUGCAACCGUAAAACACAUAAUGCAGGAUUUAAAAAGCGUCGGUAAAGCUUUGCUAGAAAGAGAGGCCAGUAUACAGUUCCUGGCAGACUUAAGGCUUUUCGAUGGAAAUACAAAGCGACUUUUAGGAAUAUGUGGGCUAACGAACGAGGAAAUUAAUAGUAUUCCAGUGAUGAUAAGAGAGUUUGAAGCUGGUUUAAAGAAAACAUGUGAUAGUGUAGUUGAUGUGUUGGAAUCAUUAAAUAAAAUGGGAAAGACUCUUCCUGUACAAGGACUUCCUACGGUUUUGAAGUACAUGAAGCGAUGCCAAAAAAAAGUAAACUUAAAGCAGCUUUCGUUAAAGGAGUGCCAUUCCCAGAAGUGGUUAUGGGGUGACUAUCAGACAUUCCCUGAAAUGUGUGUUCGUCUGCAAAGUAUUGUCUCUUCACAAAUGUUUUGGAAUGUUUCCCUCGACAGUACUUGUAAAUUGUACGGUACCAACUUAACGUCCAAAGAUUUCCUAGACGAAGCGGGGACUUCAAUAGACGUUCUGUUAUCAAUUAGACAUUUGUUUGAAACUGAGGACAAUCGAAGUGAAUUGAGUGGAGAUGAAUGUCUCCAACGAGUUUCGGAAUUUGUUAAAUGUAUGAAAGAUGUUGGAGAAAAGGUUUACCUUGAAGCAUGGAAAUCACUUGAAGAUGAUGGAAAGAAAAUUACAAUAUCAAAAGUUAUGAAUAUGUUUGAAAACACCAAUGUACUGAAUGAAGUUACUAUUAUAGAACGCCAUACAAGCAAAAGACUUAAUCAACAUGUCCGGGAAACAUUGCUUCGCUUAGCAAAAAUGGAAAGUGUACGCGUAAGCGUGAAUACUAUUCAGCGAUUCCUGCACCUAUUUAAACUCGACACGUCAAGCAGUGGCGAAAUUCAGUCUGCGUUUGAUUCAUUCCAUAGGCUAAAUAAAAGUCAGGUACUUCAGGAGACUUUUGAAACUAUUCAACGGGAUCUAGAUACGAUUUUUCAACUCGUAGGCAUUUUAACAGAAGAUGCUAUUAACAUAAUGGGUGAGCUAACGAAGUCAACGCAAUUGGUGGAAUUCAUCAACGAAAUCGAGUUAGAUGAUGUAAGAAAUCUUAUAGAUGCAGUUGAAGAUAUAUCUGAAUCGCACGUACAAGAAUCUACAGUCUCCGCAUUGAUCGAAACGAAAAAGUUUCUACUUCCACUGUUAGUAACAACUUCUGAGGAGCAUGAUUGCAAAUGGGUUUUGCAUACUUUACGAAAACAAGUCGAGAAUUUGCAGGCACACGCACCCAUAUUUCCAGCAAAGAUUGCGGAAUGUUCUGAUAACCUGCAUAACUUAAAGUCGUUAUACAACAAUGUAGCUAAUCGUGGUCAACAAACUAGGGACAUAAUAAAAAGCAUUGUAUCAAAGGGUCGGUUUGUUUUCGAGAGUGUUCCACAUUCAAGUGCAGUGUUGAUGGAAGUAAAGUACAAAGAAAACAAGAUUAAAUUUGUAAAGCAGGAAUCUACUUUUUCCGACAUACGUAGCAGAGCAUUGCUUUUGCUUAAUUCGGAAAGAAAAACCACUGAUAGUGUAGUACAUCACGACGAAUUUAAAAAGUUUGUCAAUGUUUUUGAUACUUGCCUUGAAAUCAAGGAGACACUUAUUGCGUUGAAAUUAUCAGGCCAUACAAAAUACACCAAAUACAAACAGAAGCUCGAAACAACUGAAUUAAGUCACGAGCGUGCCAGAUUAAAUCAAGAGCUUUGUGAAUGGACACUUUUGUUAAAGGAAAUAAGACGGGAAUUCUAUUUGAUAAAUUUUAUUCAUGGAUGUGACAUUCAUAUUCUCUAUGAAUUUCUUGAAAAUGGACAAAGAGCAAGUGAUGUCGAUAUGUUAUUGAAAUUUAUUCAUCCAGAUAUCUGUCAACAUCAUUUUAACGACAGUUACACAGAAAUGAAAGAAACGUGUUGCCACUUUCUCAGACACAUUGGCAUGUCACUGCAUCACACAUUCGAAAAGCUUUGUUUAUGUUUGCCCAGAAGGCUCAUUAAAACUGAUGAUGAGUUGAACCAAAAUAUGACUGAAAUGGUUCAUGAAGGAAAGCUACUUGUUGCAAAUUUAGACGAAAACAGUGAAUUUGUGAUACGAACAAUUUUAGCUCUCUAUCAAAACACGAAUGGAAUGAUGCCAGAACCUAAUCAGCUGUUGCUUUGCUCGCACGAAACAGCGUGGAAUGAAAUAGAAUUGCUACUGACAAGGUGUCAGGGUGCGUAUUCGUUCUUUGGCGAGUCACCUUUGUAUUGUCUUGCAAACGUGGAAAAUCUUUCAAAUGAAUUGCAGUUUCAUUUGGUAAAAGAACUACGCGAGUUUUCUACAAUGUCACAUUUUCGAUUGGCAAUAGUGUGUCGAGGUUCCAAAAAUCACCCGUUUGUUGAUCAGUUGUCAGGAUACUUAUGCAAAAUACAUCCAGUGUCCGAAAAAACUUCCUCAACCAUAUUCCGGCAGUUCUGUCCUGAAGUACGAACAUAUACUUCCGAGGUGGCAGGAUUAGGAAAAUCGACAAAAAUAUCGGAACAAGCACAAAGUAAGACCAAAGGCGUUUUGUCCUUGCAUAUAAGUGGAUUAUCACCAAAGAAGGACCUGAUUGAAAAUUUAAAGCAAUUGCAUGUGAAACCAUACCACGUUCUUCAUUUAGAUGUUGGAAGUGUAGAACAGACACAGGAGCUGGACUUGUUCAUAUUUGAACUGAUCAUUAUGAAGUAUAUUUCUGUUGGUAGCCAUUCAUUUUUCCUGACAACAAACAAUGUUUGCAUUGAACUGGCAAAUACUAUAAACAAUACUCUAAGAAACAGAAUGCACACAGCAACUUUAUUUCAACGGGUGCAUAUGACGUGGACCAAUUUCUCAGAUUUCAUCGUAAGUCAAGAAAUUAAUAGCCCAAUCCAAGUUGUGUGUCAUUAUCUACAAGCCUUGGAACAAAAUGCUCUAGAUCGCCAGGAAAUAAGACUACACGGACAUAAUAAGAUGCCUCCUUUAUCUGAGCAGCAAUGCAGAACAUUGUUGCAGAAUUCGUUUGGCAUGACUUCAGACAUUUCAUUCUCUAUUGUGCAUACAUUUUUGAAUGUUUUAGCAGACCAGCUUAAGAAACUGUCAUGCAGUGCAUAUUUCAAAAUUUCCAAUAUUGCUGAUAUGAUUGGAAAGGAUUCGUGUCCUACGGUGAGAAGUAGUCUUGUCAAAUCAAUGGUAGAGGUGUCUCGUGAAUUUGCUUCACGAUCAGUGAAUGCAUGUAGAACAUCACAGUCGGCUACUGUAGAAAAUGAUAAACGUAUGAAACACCCGUCAAAUGAUGUCGCGUCGAAACUGGUAGGAAGGGUAGAGAGCAUGAUACGUUGGGAGGAAAGCAAUCAUCUCAUCUACGUCUUCCACAACCAAGAUAUCCAGACACUUUCGCCUAUGUAUCGUGAUAAGAGCAAAGUCCCGCUUCAUAUUAAAACAUUGUUCGAAACGCAGAUGAAAAAAAGUAUGUCUGAUUUAAAUGUAAUGGAACAAACAGAAUUGCAACGUUUGCUUCAAAGAGUUGCCCGAACUAACAAAUUUGAUCUUCCGCUUGUCAAACUUCAAGAGCUGUCGAAAGGAUAUGCCUUAACUCCCGAUAAUCUUCUGAAAAUGGUUUUAAUUAUGAUGCGUAUUACUGCAAAGGUGCCUGUAGUAAUAAUGGGAGAAACAGGGUGUGGAAAAACGUCCCUGGUACGUUAUCUUGCAAGUAUAUGUGAAGUGCCUUUUGCCGUCUUAAAUAUCCAUGCAGGUGUCGACAAAAGUAGUAUCACUACCAGAGUUAUGAAUGAAAACACGCUAAGUCUCAAAAGACUGAAAGAACAAAGAUGGCUUUUCCUUGAUGAGAUCAACACUUCGGAAUGCAUUGGACUGAGCUGUGAUAUAAUUUGCCACCACAAAUGCAAUGGAGUCUUACUUGCACCUAAUUUAGUCAUCAUGGGUGCAUGCAAUCCAUACAAACUGCGAACCUUGGAAACAAUUCACACUGCUGGACUUUCAGGAAAGGUUAAAACGGACGACCUUUCAAAACUAGUUUACAGGGUAUUACCUCUUCCGGAAAUGAUGGUUGAUUUCGUAUGGGAUUUUGGUAGCUUAAGUGAAAAGGAUGAAUUGAUAUAUAUUGAAAGGAUGAUUGAAGCCGUUUUUAGUCCAAAAUUUCCACAACAUAAAUUGCUUCGGGAUCUCAUAUCAAUAUCGCAAACGUUCGUAAGAUCGAUCCAGCAAGCGUCGUGUGCUGUGAGUCUCAGAGAUGUGUAUCGUUGCCAAACACUUGUGAAUUGGUUUCGUGGGUUUUUAAAACAAAAAGGGUCAUUGCGAAACACAGAAAUCGAUACCAAUGCAAUAAUACUGGCACUUGCACACUGUUACCACAGUCGAUUUACUGAUAAGGACGACAGAAAGAAUUACAGAAGACGCCUCGCUGUAGGGUUCUCAAAAAAUGAGUACCAACAGUACACCGAGACCGUAAUCAGUACUGUAAUAAGGACUGAACAGGAAGAUAUUCUUAACAGAAUGGAUCUACCUCUCGGAACUGCAAAGAAUACGGCUCUUCAGGAAAAUGUCUUCAUGAUAAUAGUUUGCAUCCUGAACAAAAUUCCAAUUUUUGUUGUUGGAAAACCUGGUUGCAGCAAAUCGUUAGCAAUGCAAAUAAUACGUAACAACCUUAGAGGUAAAGAUUCCAGGGACGAUCUUUUCAAAACAUUGCCGCAAUUGUAUUGUGUCUCGUUUCAAGGGUCGGAGUCUUCAACAUCUGAUGGUAUAAUAAAAGUGUUUGAGAAAGCUGACAAUUAUCAAAAGUCAAACAGUAACGAUGAUGUUCUUUCAGUAGUGAUUCUUGAUGAAAUAGGGCUUGCUGAAAUAUCGCGCUUUAACCCGCUAAAAGUUCUACACAGUCUUUUAGAACCAGAUGGAAAAAGUCAACCAACUGUGGCUGUAGUUGGUAUAUCAAAUUGGUCUUUGGAUGCAUCGAAAAUGAACCGAGGUAUACAUUUAUCACGACCUGAUAUGGACGAAGAAGAAUUAUUUGAAACAGCCGUGUCAAUUAGUCGAUCAUUCACGGACAAAGAAGAAGCCGGAUUGACAAAAUCUUUUAUGAUUGGACAAACGUUGAAAUCAUCUUUGAACACCGACGAAAUUGUAGAUGAUCUGAAGGCCAUUGCUCACUGUUAUUGUUUAUAUACCGUCCAACUUCAGUUUAAAAACUUUCAUGGACUACGUGACUUUUAUGCGCUUGUGAAAUACGUCGCCAAAAAGCUAGCGUUUUCUCAGAAUGUUUUACAUGAAGAGAAAGCCAGCGUUAUUAUGGAAGGUCUUCAAAGAAACUUUAGUGGCUUAAGAAGCGAAACAAAGAGCUUAAUAGACAAUUUUCAAACCUGCCUGAGUGGAGAAAUCGACUGUCUUUCGGUAAGCCAACUUAUAAAGGCCAACAUUGAAGAUGUACAGGCAAGACAUCUUAUGAUUAUCACUAAGGGUGAGUCAGUGAUCGGCAUUCUUGAUCAAAUCUUAGAGGACACGGGUCGUACAACAAAAGAAAUAAUAUUUGGAAGCCAAUUUGAGGAGGAUCUUACAGAUGACUAUCACUAUCGUAUACUCAGUAGGAUAAUUUUAUGCAUGGAACAAGGUUUUGUUCUAAUUUUGAAAGACCUAGACGAUAUCUAUGGAAGUUUAUACGAUAUGCUUAACCAGAACUACACAAGAAUCGGGAAAAAGAACAAUUGUAGAGUCGCUCUUGGUCCAUAUAGUAAUCCGUUUUGUCACGUGUCUGAUACUUUUAGAUGCAUUGUUUUAGUUGACUCUGACAAAAUUGACCUCGCCGAUCCACCAUUUUUGAAUCGCUUUGAAAAACAAGUUUUGUCAUUUGCUGACGUACUGGAACCCAAGGAAGAAAAUCUAAAGGCAGAAAUAGAUGAAUGGUUGGAAAAAAUUAGCACGGUAAAUGAUAGUUCUUUUUCAAAACACGAUUUGUUUCCAUAUUUCAACGAUGAACUGAUAGUAUCCCUAUCAAUUUUUAGUUGUAGAUAUGAAACUACCCUUCAUGGUGCAUUUGAAUUAUGUAAGAAAAAACUUCUGCUGUUAAUGCGACCUGAUGCAAUUAUCAGGUUACACAGGGCAGAAGAUGAUGAAAUGAGAAUGAAUUGCACUACUCUUCAAGAUGAUUAUUUUGAACUUCCAAUACACUUUGGCCUUCGACAUCUAGUGCAGCACAAUAUAGAUGCAGAGAUUUCUCCUUAUACCGAUUCAAAAAUGUUCACAAUUACAUGUACUUACAGUAAUAUUCACGCCAAAAUUGAUGAUGAGCUAAAAGGAUUUGCUGUUCAGAUUGAAAAACUAGGGGCAUUCAAAUCAGAAAAACAGUUAUCUCUGAAGCUCCAAGAGUUUUGGCGUAAUCCUGAAACAAAGAUUUUAAUAGUUCAGUGUCAUUCGCAUGAUGAUGAAAAGCACAUCAUGCUUGCAAAAUCGCUUAUUGAAAAGUAUAGAAGGGAAGAAGAAGAAAAUGGACAAGUGAUGAUUAUUAAACACGUUUACCUUAUUAUUCAUCUUGUUGGAAGAGGGAAUGUUGCCGGAUCUUUUUCGCAGUUGAAUUUCUUGUCUGGAUGGGAUCUCUUAAUACUUGAAAACUUAGAAAGUACCCCAGUUACAUUACCUGAGCUUUGCACCAAAACUUUGAAACAAACAAUUCAGGACAUGAAACCAUUGAAAAACAACAUUACCGAUGGCCUUUUUUGGGCGUUUACAAAAAUCAAGUAUGGGUAUAUGGGACGAAAUGUGGACAGUAUUACGGAAAUCAUAUCAAAAAUGAGUCAAUCGAUAGAAUUUGUGAAAGAAAUUGAAACAAUGAUUUUGAAUAUCAUAGAAAACGAUGUUACAGAUAAGCAAAACUCUGAGUGGUUUUAUGUGGUUGCCUGUGAUCAAAGUGCUUUAGGAAGCUGUUCGUUCUUCAUGGAAGCUUUAGAAAGAUACAUUUCAUACAUAAUCAGAGGACCUCUAGCAAAAAUUAUAUUCAAGCUUGAAGACUUAGGUGCAUUAGAAUCGUUUUUCAAGGCCGAUUCAUGCACUCAAACCAGGAGAAACUGCUGGGCUGCCAUGUUUCACAACGAGAAUAUAUUUUCCAUUGCCGAUGUCAAAUCUGAAACAGGACCAGAAUGUUAUCGAUGUUCUACACCUGAUGUUUUGCUUACAAUGCCAUUUAGUUACAUAUUCUUUCAAGAAACAGAAAAGACAAAGGAUUUUUUUAUGAGAGAGGCUAUACAUGCAAAAGCAAAAUGUGAUUUAGGAGCAGAGGAGGAACUACCUGUUGAUGUGAUGAAUGAACUUAUUACCCAGCAAAAAGAAUCAGUUGAUGCAAAAGUUCCGGAAAUCGACGAUGAUGCCGUCUACGAAAGUCUUCACAAUGAUUACAUUCAAGACUUCUGCAAUUUGGUUUCUCUUUCCCUUUGUUCCGACUUGCCGGAGGAAUCUAGAAUAGAAUACAUGAAAUGGGCGCUAAAACAAAAGAUGGAAGUUGAUAACUCGUUACCAGAAACUCUCAUUGACAUCAUUGUUAAGAUGCACUGCUGUAGUUGGUUACACAUGCCCCUUUUUGCUGCCGUUUUGCACUUGUUUGACGCUUGUCGUCAGUUGUUAGAUAAUGCAGAUGCACUUGCUUCAAUUCAGUUAUUCUUAAAAAAUGUAAGACAAAACUCUGCAGUAUUAGAACCAAAUGAAUAUCUUCAUGAAGCUAUUUUGAUUGAUGAUCAAAAUGUGUUAGCUACCCCUCCUUCAAUUGAAAUUGCAAAAAGUGACUUUGAAUUUCAAAGUUCAGACGAAACGAAAAGUUUGGAGUGUGACAAUAAACAGGAUCAGGCAGAAAGCGGCCAAUCAAAUGAACAUUCAACUGAAAGUUUGCCUAUUGAAGAACAUACGCACGAGGAAGAUCAAGAGGGGUCAAUUUGUUCUAAGACAACAAACGAAACUAGUGAAACCGAUGACGAAGUAGAUGUAUUUAAAGAUUUGGUUGCACACAUUUGCUCUUUAAUUUUACCUUCAGAAGAAAACAUGGAAACGUUUACUAAUAUACAGCAGUGGCUUGUAAUGGUUCGACGCAUUUUACUUAUUUCAGAAUAUAUUUCAGUGGACUCGAAAGAAUAUCAAUCGGUAAAGAUUUGUCACGAUUUUGCAUCAUUUGUUGUUUUUCCCCAAAACAUCAAAUGUUUAUACCAAUUAGGAAACGCUCUGAUGGAAAAUGAUCUUGGUUCUGAGGAGGUAUUUUCGCAAAUUAUCAGCGUCGUCAAGAACGGGAAGGGAAAUUAUUUACAACCAGAUAUUUUAAGAGCCAUUCGUCAGUAUUUAAUAAGUUGUAUAUCGAUGAAUAACCAUGCACAUGCUAUCGGAUUGCCUUUCAUUCUUGCAUCUAUGCAACUACUGACGGAUAAUGAUUUGCAUCUUUUGUGUGUGCCAUUUUCUUGUGCAAUUCAAGAAGAGAUUAUAGAAAAUGAAGACGUGUUGACAACUAUUUUGUCUGAAAUCGAAACCGAAGAAAACGAAAGUGAUUUCAUCCAGACUCUUGACCUAUUUGUAACUCAAUUGCAGCAAACAGGUAUGAAUAGUCAGUUUCUGCUUCUGAUUGUCGAUAUAUUUCAGGAUCACUAUAAUAACAAUUUUGACGAUUCAAACACUGACCUUAUUCUAGCGGCAGGACGAUUACUGCAAAAUGAGACAACUGGGAUCAAAAUGAUGGCUUCGGUUGCAUAUAUAAAAGCAACAAUACUAAAAAUGGCAAAUCUGAAUAUAGAAGACCAAGAAACAAAUCCUUUGUUAGAUGCUAUAGAUGCUGUUCUCAACGGUUUGAAUAAAGGACAUGUGCAUGAAACAGUAAGAACAUACUUAGUGAAGGUAUUUGGCACGAAAAUUGGUUUGUCAUCACUGGUGGAAUUAUCCAAAAAACUUUCGUGCAGAGUCAAAUCACUUGAAUCGAUUGAUUGGACAGAAAAGUAUCAAUCAACUUGUGUCGAAAACAACCCUUUGCUGUCAUUAUUUAAUACCAAAUUGGCACAGAUGGAAGACAAAUGUUUUGCUACACAUGGUAACAGUCCCAUUGCCUUUGAGAAAAGCUUAAAAGAAAUGUUUCAGACGGUCAAACUUACACCAAAUACCGACAUUCGUCUCUUUGCAAUGGGUUUGGCAGCUAAGGAAUUUUACCUACCACAGCAUCGAAAAAUAUUAUCGGACACGAAAAUGUUUACGGACAAAGUUUUCGAAGUAUUUUGUCCUGAACUAGAUAAAGAUCAGCAGACACUUUUAUCGUGCUUACUUGGUAGACGGAAUUUUGCAGUUCAGGCUUUACAAAACGAUACCCAAAUGCCAUUUCAGCAGUACGCUAUUAAUACAAUUUUGUUGAAAUUGAAUUCAUAUGCUCUUUGUCUUGGGGAUGGUGGCAUGAACUCGUUGGUGAAAGUUUGUCUUACAAAACCAAAAAUGCUUGAGGGAUUUUAUAUUCCUGGUUUUCCGGCAAAUCAAAAAAGAAAAAGUUCCGAAAAAGAACACUCAUCUCUGGAUAACCUAACACUUCAGAAAUGCAUUUGUGGUCAGGUCAUGAGCAUUCGGUCGGAAACGAAGAUUCAAAGAUGUGUGUUUUGUGGAGCCUCUUUUGACGAAGGCAGUUUAUACUCUUCGACAAUGCAUACAACUGAAACGGACCAGGAAGAAUCUAAAGGUUGGGUAUUGGCAGUUGACUGCAAAAGCGAAACAUUUGAAUUACAAAUAAAUCGAGGUAUGUCACCGCUUAAUUGUGCUGUAUUACAAUUUUUCGUCACAGGAAGUGUAUAUAGUUCCUUGGCCUUACGAUUUAUUGACGAGAAGAGUUUAGAAGGCAUUGUCCCAUUUGACAGCCUUGCAGAAGGGCUCAACAACGCUUUACAAACAUUGUGGAACGAGAUAAAAUCUUCCUUAAAUCUGGACGACUACCAUACAUGUAUGUUUCUGCAUAGAGUCAUCGAAGCAAACGUCGCCUCAUUAUUCAAAACAAUCGCAAUGUUUGAACAUCCCUCUGAACGUAGACAAUGGGAAAAAGAGUUUGAGAAAAAUCUAAAUAUACUUCUGUGCAACAAACUUACGGGUAUAUAUGAAGAAAUUCAAAAUUGUGACCAGGUGUAUGAAUAUCCUGCAAACUGCUUUGAACAAACAGUUCGGGAGGCAGACUGUGAAAAUGAAGACACCCAUUCUGUCCACCAUUUAUUUAGACUAACUGCAAAACCAACCAAAGCAGACUUUAUCUCUCAGCUGUUCAUGAAAAUGAACGAAUACCCUUUCCUGGUAUACAUUAUAAAAAAUGAAGACAUUCUUUCUUUGCCGCAUUACCUAUAUGAUGUAAUUCAAUGGCAUUUGACAAGUGUUGUAACUAUAAGCUAUAAUUUCAAAAGAAACGAUUGUUUGCGAAUGUCUGUCCAAGAGUUUCAUGAUAAGGUUAUUGACAAAACAAAACGCAAAACCAGUACAGCACGAUUUAAGGAGUUUAAAAAAUCCUGGAACAGACUAUGUCAUAUAUUAAAUGACUUAGGUAUCCUGUCAGACUAUCCGUUGAUGGAAGGUACAACUAAAAUGGAAGAUUGUUUAUUGUUAGAUAUCAAUAGUCGUGUGUUUAAGGUCUUGGAAAAACUGGUACAUAUUCAGAAUGGAAUCAUCGAAAAGGCUCUAGUUCUUGCGCCAGAUUGUCCUAGUUUACAAUUCAUGAUGCAUUCAAGAGGUUUUGCACAUAUCAGAUGCACACCGAUUGCCGAGAUACGGUUCCAAAACCAAAAGGCUGACACAAUCAUAGCCAUAGAAGACGACAUAACAAACGGCGAUUUAGUACAUCUUGACAAUACUUGGGAGGAUGUAGUUUUUCAGGAAUCCCAUUGUGAGCUUGUGUAUGGUUUGGGCAAGACUAUGAAGUACGAUUUUCACAAAAUUGAAAAACGCAUGGCCGAAACUCUUUUGUUUGGAAAAUCAAUGAUCGAUUUGAAGUUUGGUAAUCUUCCAGCGAUUAUAUUUGUGGAUGAGUUGUAUAAGAAUUUCUUGUCCCUUAUAAAGGAUUUCCGUGUAUCAUGCCCGCAAAAACCAUUACCAAAAGACAUGGAAGACAUCAUAAAAAGAAAUACAAGUGACAACACUGGAAUGGCUUCUCAGAUGCUCAGUGGUCUAGACAUGGUACUUAGCCUACUCAAAAGAACAAAAUGCGAUCCUUACAAAUCUCUGGUCGAUUAUAUAAACGGACGACAAAGCAUCAUAGGGACGUCAUUUCCAACUCAGCAUCUUCCAAGCCAGUCUAUUUUAGUUUGUCAUGUAGUGGAUCUGCACGAACUCUUAGAAGAAAUCAGCGCUGAAAGAUUAAUUGAAGGAUGGCAUGACGAUUUCUCCAAUGAUCUCGAAAAGGAAAUAGAAGAACAUUUUCGAAAUAUCACAAGUAUUGCGUCCUGUGAAUCGAUAUUAAAAGCGAUUAAAAGAUUUGUGUAUCGAUGCUUGUUUAUGAGCGAAGUAGAUGCUGAACAACAACUUAACCAGUUUUUGUCCCACGAGUCCUUCUGGCCUUCGAACUCAUGGCGGAAAGGAAAAUUGCUUCUUAACGGAAAAGAAGAAGAUAUUAUGGAUGUUAUACCCACAGACGUUCAAGUAUGCCAUAUUGGAACACUGGCCAAGCUCUUAAGCGAAAACAUCGAGAAGCAACAACAGGGAGAAGUCAGAAUGGAUGCCGUUAUAACAAGCUGGAAAUCAGUGCGUCCGGAAAAAAGUUCAAAGGUUGUCAGACAAAAGAAGACCGCGAAGAAGUUGAAAAAGUUGUAGGCGGUGGUUUACGCUGGGCAUUCAAUCAUUCGGAGCAUGCUUCUGUAUGUGCUGCAAUAACGGUUGAAGCUUUCAAAUGUAAUUGAUUAUGUGUUUACAGACAACUUUUCUAUGAUGGUAAUGUAUAGAAAUAGGAGCGAUCAUGCCUAGUGUUAUCAAAAUUGCCGUCUACAGAUUAUGUAAGACAAGAUUGCAAUGCAAUUUUGAAUAUUUUCACUUAUAUGCAUUGUAAGUAUGUAAUUGUAAUAGUGAUAUAUAGUGUUUCAUAAAAACAAUAUUAUUGUCUGGAAAACUGCAUUUACUACAGAAAGUCUUCUUGUAAAAGGUAUUGUUUGCAUUGUAAAAAGAGUAGUGUAAAUAGAAAUAUAUGGAUGCUGUACAGGUUAAAUCAUUUUCCUUUGUAAAAAUGUACAUUGUUGACUUAUCAUUUAAAUAAGUAUUUGCAGUAGUAAAUAAUCAUGAAUAUAUUUGCUUUGUACAAAUUGAAACUGCUUAUGAUUACAUGUUCAUAUUAUAUUUUUUAUUCUGUGUCUGUUUGAUGUGUUUUCGUGUUCAAAUGAAAUCGCUUUCGGCCGAAAGUGAUUUUCAAACAUGAAUCGUUUGAUUAAUAUAUUAAGUUUUGUUUUGACUUACAUUUUAACGAGGAUGUUUAAUAAUUGCACAUAAGCUGUAGCUUAAUCAUGGUCGCAUGUUUAUGUUUUUAAUUAUCAGAUUUGUCAUUGUUUGCACAUUAGAAAUAUUGAGAGUGUACAUAUUGUUAUAUUUUAGAGAUAAAUUUACGAGUGGCAUUCAGAAUUUUAUCGAAUGCUUAAAACUUAAUGACGAUUGUGAGUAAUGAACAUAUAACUACAUGUAUAGAAAUAAACUGCUUGUAAAUAAGUUAUGAACGUGUAGCUAUAUAAUAUCAAAGUAGAAAACGAAUCAAUAAGUGAUGUAUAUAGUGCCCGAUUCAUUUAUAGUUUUGUUAUUUUAAUUUGCUGUUUAUGUAUGUACUGCUCGAUUGAUUGAUAUUUUUGUAUUUUCAUCAAUCAUUUAUUAUGUAGUGCCCGAUUCAUUGAUAGAUUUGUUAUUUUCUUCAUUAAUUCAUGUGCAUGUAUAUAGUGCCGAUCGAUAGAUUAGUUUAUUUUCAUUAAUUAUUCAGUUAUAUAGUGCCCGAUUGAUUGACAUUUUUCUUAUUCUAAUUAAUUAUGCAUGUUAUUUUAUAGUGCCCGAUUGAUGAAUAGUUUUAUUUUUAUUAUUAUUCAUGUAUGUAGUGCCCGAUUGAUGGAUAGUUUUGUUAUUCUAAUUAAUUAUGCAUGUAAAUAGUGCCCGAUUGAUGGAUAGUUUUGUUAUUCUAAUUAAUUAUGCAUGUAUAUAGUGCCCGAUUGAUGGAUAGUUUUGUUAUUCUAAUUAAUUAUGCAUGUAUAUAGUGCCCGAUUGAUGAAUAGGUGCCGAUUGAUGAAUAUAUUUUUUUUUUUUUUAUUAUUCAUGUAUGUAGUGCCCGAUUGAUGGAUAGUUUUGUUAUUCUAAUUAAUUAUGCAUGUAUAUAGUGCCCGAUUGAUGAAUAGUUUUGUUAUUCUAAUUAAUUAUGCAUGUAUAUAGUGCCCGAUUGAUGAAUAGUUUUGUUAUUCUAAUUAAUUAUGCAUGUAUGUAGUGCCCGAUUGAUGGAUAGUUUUGUUAUUCUAAUUAAUUAUUCAUGUAUGUAGUGCCCGAUUGAUGGAUAGUUUUGUUAUUCUAAUUAAUUAUUCAUGUUUAUAGUGCCCGAUUGAUGGAUAGUUUUGUUAUUCUAAUUAAUUAUGCAUGUAUGUAGUGCCCGAUUGAUGGAUAGUUUUGUUAUUCUAAUUAAUUAUGCAUGUAUGUAGUGCCCGAUUGAUGGAUAGUUUUGUUAUUCUAAUUAAUUAUUCAUGUAUGUAGUGCCCGAUUGAUGGAUAGUUUUGUUAUUCUAAUUAAUUAUUCAUGUUUAUAGUGCCCGAUUGAUGGAUAGUUUUGUUAUUCUAAUUAAUUAUCCAUGUAUAUAGUGCCCGAUUGAUGAAUAGGUGCCGAUUGAUGAUUAGUUUUUUUUUCCAUUAAUUAUUCAUGUAUAUAUUGCCCAAUCGAUUGAUGAUCUAAGCGAUGCUUUGUGUUUAUACUAUAUUUAAACAUUUAUUAUAGUUUAAUGUCAUUGUAGAAAAUCAACAACAGUUGUUUGCUCGUUAGAUGAUAUCGCUUUAAGAUGGAUAACAUAUGUGAAAUAAUGUUAUGAAAAUGAACGGCGUGUAUAACAAUUAUGCUACUAGUAUGUAUGGCCAUUUUAUGAUAUAUUAAACAUUUUUAACAAUUUUCGAUAAAGAUAUGUUAUUUCCUUCGCCUUUUUAUUUGUCAUAUUGUAAAUAGUAUGGAUUUGAAUUAUUGUUGAUACUUUUUUUAUUUGAAAAAUAUGUAUUCUUGCGUAUUCUUGCAAACACUUUGGAGACCGAGUGCAGAUGUAUAAAACUGUAGACAUGCGAGACUAACAUAUUUACAUAUUAAUGAUUUUAGUAAUCGAAAUAUAAUCAGCAGAAAUUAAAAUAAUCAUUUCAUUUAAACAAUAUUCAUUCCAAUAAAACGUUUUCAAUUUCAAGAUAUACAAUGUCUGAGCAUAAUCCAAGCAUUGUUAAGGACUUUAUUCUGAAAGGACUGUGCAUGAUAAAGUGGUGAUGGUUUUGCUAUCAUUAUGCUGUUUUGCUUUUUUGAUUGUUAUACAUUUGAAGUUAUUCUAUUCAUUAAUUGAACUUUUUAAAUAAUACAUGUAUAAAUAUAUUCAUGGUGUCUGCAGUUUAUUUACUUAUCUUUUUGUAUUUACAUGUUUUUAAAUACAAAUUGAUCUUAGUAGACGGUACAUGAACGUAAGUUAAUGAUGUCUGUUUUUAUUUACUUAACUUAUUUAAAUACUAAUUAAAUUAGAAGAUUGAACAUGAACGCAAGUUUAUGGUGUCUGCAAUUUAUUUACUUCGUUAAUUUUAAUAUUAUUGAACUUCGUCGAUGGUACAUGACCGUAAGUUAAUGAUUACUGCAUUUUAUUUACUUUACGUAUGUGAAUUAUUAUUGAACUUAGUAGACGGUACAUGAACGUAAGUUAAUGAUUACUGCAUUUUAUUUACUUUACGUAUGUUAAUUAUUAUUGAACUUAGUAGACGGUACAUGGACGUAUGUUUAUAAUUAUUUAUCUUAGUAGACGGUACAUGGUCGUAAGUUAAUGGUGUCUGCAUUUUUAUUUACUUGACGUAUGUUAAUAAUUAUUGCACUUUGUAGACGGUACAUGGACGUAAGUUAAUGGUGUCUUCAUAUUUAUUUACUUUACGUAUGCUAAUAAUUAUUGAACUUAGUAGACGGUACAUGGACAUAAGUUAAUGGUGUCUGCAUUUUUAUUUACUUGACGUAUGUUAAUAAUUAUUGAACUUAGUAGACGGUACAUGGACAUAAGUUAAUGGUGUCUGCAUUUUUAUUUACCUUGCGUACUUAUAAUAAUUAUUUAUCUUAGUAGACGGUACAUGGACGUAAGCUAUUGGUGUCUGCAAUUUUAUUUACUUGACGUAUGUUAAUAAUUAUUGAACUUAGUAGACAGUACAUGGACGUAAGUUAAUGGUGUCUGCAUAUUUAUUUACUUGACGUAUGUUAAUUAUUAUUGAACUAAGUAGACGGUACAUGGACGUAAGUUAAUGGUGUCUGCAUAUUUAUUUACUUGACGUAUGUUAAUUAUUAUUGAACUUAGUAGACGGUACAUGAACGUAAGUUAAUGGUGUCUGCAUAUUUAUUUACUUGACGUAUGUUAAUUAUUAUUGAACUUAGUAGACGGUACAUGGACGUAAGUUAAUGGUGUCUGCAUAUUUAUUUACUUGACGUAUGUUAAUUAUUAUUGAACUUAGUAGACGGUACAUGGACGUAAGUUAAUGGGGUCUGCAUUUUUAUUUACUUGACGUACCGUAUGUUAAUAAUUAUUUAUCUUAGUAGACGGUACAUGGUCGUAAGUUAAUGGUGUCUGCAUUUUUAUUUACUUGACGUAUGUUAAUAAUUAUUGCACUUUGUAGACGGUACAUGGACGUAAGUUAAUGGUGUCUUCAUAUUUAUUUACUUUACGUAUGUUAAUAAUUAUUGAACUUAGUAGACGGUACAUGGACAUAAGUUAAUGGUGUCUGCAUUUUUAUUUACUUGACGUAUGUUAAUAAUUAUUGAACUUAGUAGACGGUACAUGGACAUAAGUUAAUGGUGUCUGCAUUUUUAUUUACCUUGCGUACUUAUAAUAAUUAUUUAUCUUAGUAGACGGUACAUGGACGUAAGCUAUUGGUGUCUGCAAUUUUAUUUACUUGACGUAUGUUAAUAAUUAUUGAACUUAGUAGACAGUACAUGGACGUAAGUUAAUGGUGUCUGCAUAUUUAUUUACUUGACGUAUGUUAAUUAUUAU